This is a messenger RNA of Spodoptera exigua (beet armyworm), 288 nucleotides long. The record is from the annotation of a GenBank genome assembly. Lineage: Eukaryota; Metazoa; Arthropoda; Insecta; Lepidoptera; Noctuidae.
AUGUCCGCACUUGCACUUAACAAAGUUCGUAGCACGUUCGGGGUAGUUUCGCGCGAGUGGAGAAGUGUCGAGUACGCCCUGCGUGUGGGGGCGGCGUGCUCUUGCGAGCGUCUGGCAGUGACUGUGUUGGUGGAAGGCGGCCGGUCGCGGCCUGCGUUCGCCUCCUCCCCGCGCCUCGUGUGCGCUUUUUACGCACGCAGCGCAGCGUGCCGGAGUGCAGUGCAAUUGCGUGCGGGCGAGAGGGCGCGGGCGCGGGGCCGGCGCGCCCGACGAAUUGCAGCGCGCUGA